Syzygium oleosum is the source of this 3832-nucleotide messenger RNA. RefSeq names its product late embryogenesis abundant protein D-29. The record is from RefSeq and is a predicted model, not a curated record. The transcript has 2 exons. The coding region runs from base 93 to 1055 and encodes 320 amino acids. Lineage: Eukaryota; Viridiplantae; Streptophyta; Magnoliopsida; Myrtales; Myrtaceae.
AGUUAUGUCCCUCUGCGAACAUCUCCGAAGACUAGAAGGAAGAAAACUUCCAAAAACUUGUAAACUCCGUAUUGGUUUUGUUGCAUCCAUUCAUGGCUUCAGGAAGGCCCUUUUGGCUCUUUGUGAUGGCCGUUGCGGUGGCGUUGGCGGUUCUCGCCCCCGGAUGCGGCAGCACCGGGGUCGGGCACAUGCCUUCGACGAAGGAGGAGGGCGAGGCCUUCAAGGAGUUCAAGGUGAAGACGGAGCGAGCAGGCGAGAAGGCUGCAGAUGCCGGGAAAGAGGCGAAGGAGGCCUUGGAGACGUGGACCGAGUGGGUGAAGGAGAAGCUCUCGGAAGGUCUGGGGUUCAAGCAGGACGAGACCAAAGAGAGCGCCGCGAAAAGAGCCUCUGAUAAGGCCGCUGAUACUGCCAAGACCGCCAAAGACAAGGUCCAGGACAUGGCCUCUGGAGCUGGUCACUAUGCAGCAGAGAAGGCCAGCAACGUGAAGAACACGGCAUCCGAGAAAGCUGAGGAAGCCAAGAGAGCUAUGGCCGAGAAGUCAAGCGAGCUGAAGGACACGGCCGCCAAGAAGGCUGAGCAAGUCAAGAAUGCGGCUAAGGAAAAGACCGAGCACAUCAAGAACACGGCGAGUGCCACAACCCAAGAAGCAAAGGAAAAGGCCGAGUCUGCCGCCAAAACGGCAGCAGAGAAGGUAGAAGAGUCGAGGGAGAAGGCCGCGGAGAAGGCAGAAGAGUCGAAGGAGAAGGCGGCACAGAGGACCGUGCAAGCAAAAGAGAAGGCAGCCAAGGCAACCGAGCAAACGAAGCAGAAGGCAUCCGAAAUGACGGCACAAGCGAGGGAGAAGGCUGCAGAGACAGCAAAGAGGGCCUCGCACGAGGGGAAGAGGAAGCAAGACGAGGCCGAGGAGCACUUGAGCUGGGCCAAAGAGAAGGCCAAGGAAGGCUAUGAAGCGGCCAAGGCCAAAGCCAGCGAGACGCUUGAAGCCACGAAGCACAAGUCUCAGGAGACCAGGGACACUUUGGCCGGCAAAGGCCGCGAUGCAGAGGAGCUUUGACAGAGACUGAUUUGGCGGCUUCUCUGAUGACAUUUGGGUUAUUUUUCUUGAAGAUCGUAAGGGCUCUAUGAGUUUGGCAAGUACAUGUUGAUGUGUUUAACCAAGGAUGUCCAUGUUUUCUUGUAUACUUUUUGAUGUUCAAUAACACGAGAACUUUGGUACAACAAAAUGUCUUCCUAAAAUGCUUGACCUUUUGGUUAGUGCAAUUCUCCAAAUGCAUGAAUCAUGUCUCAACAUAACGAGAUAGGCUGAGAGCAAACGUGGGGAAACUCUAUCAUCCGUCUUGGCCAGUGUCAUGAGAAGUGGUCGAGCCUCAGCUGAGUAGUUGAACUUGAUAAAGACCAAAGAGAAGGCUGAUCUGUAUCAGCCAAAUGCUUAUAUAAUCAAAGUGAAUUAGAAUGGUUGUACACGGGUUGACAAUCUACAUUCGCAGAUGUCACUAUAUGCAGAAGCAAAUGCUUUUGUUGACAAUCUACAAAGGGGUUGACAAUCUCUGUCGUUGUUGACAAGUACAGGUACGUAUCACUAGUAUCUACAAGAGAAGAGCAGUUACCAGCUUUUAACUAUUGCUGGGGUUCUUCGGCAGUGGUCGGGAUUAGCCCGGCGAUGUCAUCCAUGUGAAGCUUCUCGUUCAGCAUCGCCUUGUAUUCGUCGUCUCUGUCUUCCAGACUCCUCAUUAGUUCAACCUGUGUGCAGAGAAACAUCAAACCAAGGACCCCUUAAUCUGGCUAUGUUGUAACUUCAAGUGAUGGGUAAGAUGAAGCAUGAUAUUUUAAGACAAGAAUGCAUAGCAAGCGAGCAAGAACGAUUAAGCACGCAUGAAAGAAUGGAAAGAGGGGUGAAAGGAAGUCGGAAACGAGCCGGCGGCACAUCUGGCUGCUGCGAUAAAGCAUGCAGGCACAGAGAGAAUGGAUAGAAAAAUCUUCGAGACAUGAUCAUCGUCAUUGGAUUUGGCAAUUACAGAGAGAACGGAUAGAAAAAUCUUCGAGACAUGAUCAUUGUCAUUGGAUUUGGCAAUUCGCAUAGACGUAGCAUAGUUAAAACGAUCGUUCAUGAGUGACUCAUUUAACGAGACAACAAAGAAACCUGCCUUAACACACUCUCUGUUUAGUUAGUUAGAUAUGUGCUUACCGCAGAAAUCGCAAGUGAAGCCGUGGAAGGGAGAGGAAGAUUGUUACCUGCUUUUGGAAUGCGUCGAACUCGUCGGAGCUCAGGGAACCAUCACUGUUGGCAUCGAGGAGCUGCAUCAUCUCUCGCGCAUCAUCCCCAGGGGCUCCGAGCUCUUCCAUCACUUCCGUGAGUUCUUCUAUGCUGAUCCUACCAUCUCCAUUCUUGUCAAGAAGGCAGAAGACGCGAUCUCUCCGGUCAAUCUCCAUUUCCUUGUGAUUCAGUGAUGGGAGGUCUUGAAGGCGCAUAGCAGCGAGCUCUGCCGCAGCCAACAUUAUCGCCUUCAGCCGUUUUGCCUGAGCAUCAAAGAGAGAGAGAGUCACUUCUUUGUCGAGGCGCCUCUCAUGCCAUUGUUUACAAACAUGAAAAAGUAGAAAUGCAUACAAGAGUAGAAUACAACCUCCUCAGGAUCGGUGAGUCCGCUUUUAUAAAAAGAGUGAGAUGCUGUUCCGCCGGCUGCCAACAUGUCCAUCUCCGUAGUCCGUAUCUGUAUUUCCAUCAAUGGUCGAGCUUGGCCAUUCUCGCUCACAUCGACGGCCAUGUGUAAGCUUUGAUAGCCAUUAAAUUUGGGCCUCGAGAUGUAGUCUUUUGUUCUGUGAGGCAUUUCUUUCCACAAACUCUGGACAAUUUCCCGUGUUCUGUAGCACGCUCUUUCGCCUGUCUCAGUCAUAUCUGGUCCUGACUUUGGCUUCAGUAUAACUCGCAAGCCUAGAAUAUCAUUCACUUCCUCUGGUUUCCUCCCAUCUCGCAAGAGCUUCUUCAUAGUGCUGUAGCGGCUCUUAUAUCGACCUAGAACCAAAAUAUCAUCCACCAUAUUGGCCAGAAGGGAAUCAUCCCAUAAAGAUUGAAGCAGCUGCUCUUUGUAAAUUUCUAUCAAGGGCUUGCUUCCAGUUUCAUGGCUUCUUAACCAUUUCUCAACAUAGAGGUAGGAGUAAGGGAACAGGUACUGGAACGAGAGAUCCUCUAGCUCCAGAGAUAAGAAGUCAGUCCUCAGUGCAUGUGCUAACGGCGCAUGCACUUUCAUGACCUCAAGAGAGACAAUUUGCUGUUGAUACCUCGGCAGGUAAUUCAAAUGCCUCAUCAUAUCGAGUUUCAGAGCCAGGUCGAGAACCACGGCUCUUGUAUCGUAGAAUGUGAGGCAGAAUUUCCUCAGGGCAGCGGCACUUUCAUCAUCCAACACAUCAACUUUCGAGGGGAAGUUCUUGACUCGCAAGCUCUCGUGCAGCAGAUGAGCUGUCCCCGUGCCAAUCCGGUCUCUCACUUCAUGGAUGGACACCGCUCCUGCUUCAAGAACUUCUCUGAGGAUGCCGGCUGAUAUUACCUCCGCAUCCAUCUAUCAUUGUACAUGAUAGGGAGUAGAAAAACAAAGCUGCUUUACAAUUUCAUCUCGGGAAGAAUAUGCAGAAGGAAGGUUGAAAGCCAAGUGAAAGAUUCUGAGACAAGAAGUUAAAAAAAUGCCAAUUUGAAUGGAUGGUAUUCAUAUAUAGCAAGGUGUCAGUCUGAAGUAGACAUUUGAUGUAUUGUUACAACGCAGAUUUACUAGCUUGCAGGAGAACUCUUAUCUUUUCUCAAACAUGAGUCCUGACAGCGCAAUCUAACACUACAAAACU